Messenger RNA from Sceloporus undulatus (fence lizard), 3218 nucleotides. It is a transcript of the gene RXFP1, whose product is annotated as relaxin family peptide receptor 1. Gene Ontology annotation, cellular component: membrane. The record is from RefSeq and is a predicted model, not a curated record. Gene Ontology annotation, molecular function: protein binding; G protein-coupled receptor activity. NCBI's taxonomy places the organism in Eukaryota, Metazoa, Chordata, Lepidosauria, Squamata, Phrynosomatidae. Gene Ontology annotation, biological process: G protein-coupled receptor signaling pathway.
AUGCCACUUGAUUACCGUUUCUACAGUCUUGCCAUUGAAACAAAUGCUAUUCAUGCUGCUUCAAGAACUCAUGAUUUGGGGUUUGGUGUCCCAUGUCCCCUUGGCUACUUCCCUUGUGGGAAUACCACAAAGUGCUUACCUCAGCUCCUCCACUGCAAUGGGAUAGAUGACUGUGGGAAUCAAGCUGAUGAAGACAACUGUGGUGAUAACAAUGGAUGGCCUCAGCAACUGGAUGUGAUUUACAACAUAAGGUUAUCCCAAUAUGCUUCUGAAGAGGAAACUGAAGAUUGCUUGGUUGAUUCUGUGCCCAAAGAAUGUUUGUGCCGUGGCUUAGAGUUAGACUGCAAUGAUGCCAGUUUGCACACCGUUCCUUUGGUCUCUUCAAAUAUAACAAUGAUAUCCCUACAAAGGAAUCUGCUGACAAAGCUGGUUGCCAAUGGCUUCAAAAAAUAUCAGGAUCUAAAAUACCUGUAUCUCCAAAAUAAUAACAUAAGUGUUGUAUCGGGACAUGCUUUCAAAGGACUCUACAAUCUGACAAAGCUAUAUCUGAGUCACAACAAGAUCACCUUUUUGAAACCCUAUGUCUUUGAAGAUUUACAUAAGCUAGAAUGGCUUAUAAUUGAAAACAAUACAGUGAAAUGUGUCACCCCAUUAACCUUUUAUGGUUUGAACUCACUUAUUCUCCUAGAUUUGAUGUACAAUACGCUUGCCCAAUUGCCUGACAGACAUCUUUGUCAACAUAUGUCAAGGCUGAAUUGGCUAGACCUUGAGGGCAAUGAUAUUAACAAUUUAAGAAAUGCCACUUUCAUGUCCUGUAGGAGUUUAACAGUGCUAGUUCUGAAAAGAAACAGAAUCACCUCUCUAAAUGAAAAUAGCUUUGCUGCUCUUCAAAGAUUAGCUGAACUAGAUUUGGCUAACAACAAGAUUGAAUGGCUUCCUCCAAAACUAUUUAAGGAGCUGAAAGAACUCUCAAAAUUAGAUCUUUCAUACAAUCCGAUCCAGAAAGUUCUAGCAGAUCAGUUUGAUUAUCUUACAAAACUCAAUUCACUAAGCCUGGAAGGUGUUGAGAUUACAAAUAUCCAAAGAAGAAUGUUUAACCCACUUAGAGAGCUUUCUCAUAUAUAUUUUAAAAAAUUCCAGUAUUGUGGCUAUGCCCCACAUGUACGCAGUUGCAAACCAAAUACUGAUGGAAUCUCGUCCUUUGAAAACCUACUGGCUAGCAUUAUACAGAGAGUAUUUGUCUGGGUCGUAUCUGCUGUUACUUGCUUUGGAAACAUCUUUGUGAUCUGCAUGCGGCCUUACAUUCGAUCAGAAAACAAACUCCAUGCUUUAUCAAUAAUGUCACUCUGCUGUGCUGAUUGCCUCAUGGGCAUAUAUUUAUUUGUGAUUGCUGCUUUUGACUUGAAAUAUCGCGGAGAGUACAAUAAGCAUGCUCAGUUAUGGAUGGACAGUAUCCAUUGCCAGCUGCUGGGAUCUUUAGCCAUUUUAUCCACAGAAGUCUCAGUUUUACUGUUAACCUACCUAACUUUGGAAAAAUACAUCUGCAUAGUUUAUCCUUUUAGAUUCUUGAAGCCAGGAAAAUACAGAACAAUUUCAAUUUUGGUUCUCAUAUGGCUUAUAGGGUUUGCAGUGGCUUUAAUUCCACUAAGCAAUAAGGACUUUUUUCAGAAUUACUAUGGUACUAAUGGGGUCUGUUUCCCCCUUCAUUCUGAGCAGUCUGAAAGCACUGGAGGACAGAUUUAUUCUGUCAUCAUUUUCCUAGGUGUUAACUUGGUAGCAUUCAUCAUCAUAGUGUUCUCCUAUGGAUGUAUGUUUUAUAGUGUUCAUCAGACAGCUAUUACUGCAAUGGAAAUCCGGAAUCAUGUGAAGAAAGAGAUUACGCUUGCCAAACGGUUUUUCUUCAUCGUAUUAACAGAUGCACUAUGCUGGAUACCCAUAUUUAUACUAAAACUACUUUCUUUACUUCAAGUAGAAAUUCCAGGUUCUAUAACUUCCUGGGUUGUGAUUUUUAUACUGCCAAUAAACAGCGCCUUAAAUCCUCUUCUGUAUACGCUGACCACUAGACCUUUCAAAGAAAUGAUUCAUCAAAUUUGGCACAAUUACAAGCAAAGAAGGUUCUCAGGAAGCAAAGAUAGUCAGAAAAUGUAUGGACCAUCAUUUAUUUGUGUUGAGAUGUGGCCUAUAGAAGAGACUUCACCAAAACUAACAAAACCUGCCUAUUAUACAGAUUUCUCUGAAGGGUCGAUGUUUACACACUCAGAAAGACAAAGUUUAUACACAUGAAGAUAAUUCCAGGCAUUACAUGACUAUGAAAAUUUGCACAUUCAGCUUUCCUAUCAUGAAAACUUGACCACCUAAAAAGCAGACUCACUGUUCCAGACUGAAGUAUGGCAAGAUAUAUGACUAUGUGAAUCUAUUAACAGCCUUUCUGGGAGAACUAUCCUAAGGUGCUGGUGGGUGGGAAGGAAGAUAUUUAUUAUUGUGACAGCUUGAAGACUAACAAAAUGAGCUAUGGUCAACAAAGGCUUAUACUAUAAUAAAUUUAUUAGUCUUUGAUACAGGUUUUUGUUUUGUUUUUGCUACUUAUGUACUGGUGGGUAAAAUGUACUUACGAGCGGGCUAGCAGAACUUCAAAGGAAUAAAAAUGGCCAAAGGUUUGUUUUGCAGCUUCAAUUUCAAGUGUAAUAUUUAACUUGUAAAGUUUAUGGACACAGAAAAAAACAACCACAAUCUCAAUAAGCAAUAUUAAUGUAAGCAAGGGAGUGUUUUUCGUGAGGUUACAAAUCUAUAUCCUCUUGUCUGGGAGCAAGGCAAAUAUAGGAUUGCAUUUUGUAACAUACAAAAGCUAAAAUGACUUGGAUUACUGAAUAUCUGGAGAAUGAACAAAGGUAAUCGAUUUUACAUAGCUGGCAAGAUUUCUAUCCUUGCACAACAGUGAUUUAUAUGGGAAACCACAUUUUUAUGACUUCAGGUUUGCAAUAUAAAGCACCGUGAAAAUAGCAAUGGCCUUACUGGUUGCAAAAGAAUUUAUUCAUGUUUGCACUGGAUGUUCUGAAGUGUAAAAGAACAAAAGUUGCAUACUUGCACUUGAACGUUUACAGAUUUUUGCAGUACCUUGAACUUGGCUAUAAACCAAGAAAUUGUAUCCAAUUUCUAUUAAUAUGUAUAAAUAUUGUUGUGUUUGAAAAUAAAGUACACUCUGGGGAAUGAACCUGUAA